CGCCCGGUUGUAGUUAAAGGGAGCUUUGUUUUGAAAACACAGCCACCGGCUGGUUAAACCCGUAAUGGCAAACGAGACGGACCGCGGUGUCUUUUCUAGGGCCGAGAGGAAAGCUUUACAAAAGGCAAUGAUACUGCAACGAGAAAACGAGAGGGAAAGCUUUAGAUUGGUUGGACGGAUCCUUAAAAAACCUGAGGCUGAGAGGUCCGAAGAGGACACUUCCGUGCUUUUGCUACACAGAGACACGGUGGAGGAGCUCUGCAAAAGAAAGAUCCGCCGAAAUGAACUCAAGAGGAAGCAAGAAGAGGUGUUUGAUACUGCUGAUGCCCUGAAAAGUAAAGUACGACACCUAGCUGUGGCAAUCAAACAAGCAAAACACUUGGUUCUUUACACUGGAGCUGGAAUAAGCACCGCCGCCUCCAUCCCCGACUACCGAGGGCCGAACGGUGUUUGGACACAACUGCAGAAGGGCCAUGCUGUCAGCUCGUCUGACCUAAGCAAAGCUGAGCCGACGCUCACACACAUGUGCAUUAAGACGCUUUAUGAGGAAAGGCUGGUGAAGCAUGUUGUGUCUCAAAACUGUGAUGGACUUCAUCUACGUAGUGGUCUUCCCAGAGAUGCCCUGUCUGAACUUCAUGGAAACAUGUUUAUUGAGGUGUGUACUCACUGUUCUCCAGUCAGGGAAUACGUGCGUUUAUUCGAUGUAACGGAGCGGACAUCCCUCCACCGGCAUUGCACAGGCCGCAAGUGCUGCCACUGUAGCAGUGAACUCAGGGACACAAUAGUGCACUUCGGGGAGCGAGGAACCUUGGAGAAACCUCUCAACUGGAAGGGAGCUGCAGAGGCGGCUAAGGCAGCUGAUGUUAUCCUCUGCUUAGGUUCCAGUCUGAAGGUGCUGAAGAAAUACGCUUGUCUCUGGUCCAUGAACAAACCAACAAGCAAACGACCCAAACUGUACAUCAUUAAUCUCCAGUGGACACCAAAAGAUGAAUUGGCUGUAAUAAAAAUCAAUGCCAAGUGUGAUGAUGUCAUGAGUCUUCUCAUGGAAGAGCUUACGCUCCCAAUUCCUGUUUAUGACAGGGCAGAGGACCCCAUUUUCAGCCUUGCUGUACCUCUUCAGCCUGAGGAUAAGGACAGCCACACCCGUGCGGUCAUAGCUCCUCACGUCAGUCCCAACGACUCCUUCAGUAACCCCGAGGAGGCUGCAAAAGCUACGGCGGUUCAGGGUGGCUGGUUUGGAAGAGGCUAUGGCAAAGGGAGGAAGAAGAAAAAAGCCUCCUAGAUCUGAAUUAAGGACAAGAACAUUGCCUGUACCUGUGAUGCAUCAUUUGGUGGACAAAUUGAGGUGCUACUUUUGUUUACUACUUGUAAUGUAGAAAAGAUGAUCAUGGAAUUUUGAAAGGUGUACAGGUACAUUGAUAACGCAUCAGCUAUUUAUAAAUGGAUUAGUUUAUUAGCUUAGUUUAUCAUUUGGGGGUAACUUUAUUCAUGUGUGACACAAGCUGCUUUCAGCAUGUUUACAUUAAAGUUGGUGAGGUGUUGGUGCUCUGGUGGGACCUUGCGUGGCAAUGGAUGUCAUGUGUCAUGUGACAAACUGCUUGCUCAAAGUAUUAUGGGGACUCUCCUCCCUGUGCUGCCAUAAAGUGUGGCACAAUAUUGAUUCAUUGCAGCUAUACGUGUUAUGUCUGUUGUUUGUACUUGUAUCACGGCAGAUUAAGUUUCUACAUCCACCAAACCAAGUAAACAAGUCCAGUGCAAAGUUGUCUUUUACCGGAAAUUUAAUUUUCAAGUAUUAAUAUUGCGUAAAAUGAAGAUAGCUUCAUUUCAGUAAGCAAUGUUCAUAAACAUUAGCGGUUGUAGUGGUUCUUUGAGCUAGUACUACAUGUUGUUUCCAAGUGGUAAAUUACUGCAACAAGCUUUGGCAGCUAGUCCAAGUUUUCUACAAACCUUUUGUGUAAAUAAUUUGUAAACAAUUUUUUUUCUUGCAUCAAUGAAUGUACCAACCUUCCAUAUAGUUUUACUUUUUGCUGAUGGCUUUUGAAUUGUCGUUUACUUAUUUCGUGACCUCUCAGACCAACCUUAUUAAAUGUUGAUCUGUGCUGAUUACAUUCUAUUUUGAUGGAAUUUAAAGAUGGAGAGGUUCAAGACAGAACUAUAAAUUACAAUUUCUAUUCAUGGUUAAGUAUCAUGGUGAUUAGGUUUUUUUUUUUAACUGCAUUGAGGUUGAAGUUAAUUUGUCUCAGGAAAUUGUAUUUUGUAUCAUUUACCUCGAAGGUUUUGUGGGGCCAAAGUAACCAAAUCAAGUGAUGGACCACUUGUGCCACGGUUUCAUCUAAUAUGUUAUGUCUGUAUUUUGCAAAAAGAAAUUGAAAACAUGGUUUGUGUGAAUCAAUAAAACAUGCUUUUUGCAUUGUUUUGUCAAGAAAA
Molecule: messenger RNA, 2427 nt
Organism: Syngnathus typhle (broad-nosed pipefish)
Lineage: Eukaryota; Metazoa; Chordata; Actinopteri; Syngnathiformes; Syngnathidae
Gene: sirt7
Product: sirtuin 7
Exons: 10
Coding region: 65-1282 (405 amino acids)
Molecular function (GO): NAD+ binding
Source: RefSeq, a predicted model, not a curated record